CACCCAGUUUGUCCCUCACCGCUCGCCGUCGUUGAGUCACGUGACUAACGAACGCUCUUUCAAAAUGUCUACCUGUUACUGUGUGUAAACACCAGAGCAGCUUUUAAACCAGCGCCUGUUUUUGGUCGAGCGCCAUCAUGCCUUUACACUUCUGCCCACAAUGCGGCUCAAAAAUGCAGCCUGGGUUCCGGUUCUGUCCGAGCUGUGGGGAGAAGCUGCCCAGCCUGGUGGAUCCUCCUGAAUCCACAAACCCUGUGGUGGCGGUGGUUCCUGAGGCGGUGUGUGAGCCGAGUGCAGCCCCGGUCCGGACUCUGGACAUCACCAUGACCGGUGUUUCUGGUGAUCCGUCCUCCUCCUCCUCAGCACUGAUUCGCUCUCCCAUCAGAGCCACACGCAGAUCCGUCGUCAGGAAAACCCGCAAUCCAUCCACACCAUCUAAACCUGCAGCAAACAAGGGUCAGAGUCCGGUCACAUCGCCUCGGAAACAGAAAAUGUCCCCGGAAGUGAAAGAAGAGGAAGAGCAAAAGAAAGUGUUCUCUCCGUCUUGUCAGACUCCACCCUCAGGCAAAGCUAAACGGGCGAAGCGAGUGUGUGCCGUGGAGCCCGUGGAGGAAGGACUGGAGUUUUGUGACCAGUCAGGAAAGAAAUGGAGACUCGGGAAGCUGUUGAGUCAGACUGACGUGGAGCUGACAUACGAGGUGCAACAGGUUGGUGUACGGAGCUCAUCGAAUGACUCGAAACACAUAAUGAGACUGGGUGCCAAAGAUGGACAGCUGUUUAAUGAACAGAAUUAUCUCCAAAGAGCUGCCAAACCUGCUGCAGUGGAGAAGUGGAUGAAGAAGCUCAGCUUGGACUUCCUUGGAAUUCCAUCAUGUGUUGGUUUUGGGGUUCAUGAAACGUACAGGUUUUUGGUAUUUCCCGAUAUGGGCUGCACUCUGCAGUCAGUUCUGGACACACAGACGGAGAGUCUCCAUGAGAGAGAAGUCCUGCAGCUGGCACUGCGAUUAUUGGAUGCUCUGGAGUUCAUCCAUGAGAAUGAGUACGUUCAUGCAGACAUCCACGCUGGAAACAUCUACAUCAGCACCCAGGGACACUCGCAGGUUUUUCUGUCAGGUUUUGGUCACGCGUUCCGGUUCUGUCCUGGAGGGAAACAUGUGGAAUAUCGGGAAAACAGCCGGACGCCCCAUCAGGGAAACCUCAACUUCAUCAGUGUAGAUUCACACAAAGGGUCUGGUCCAUCUCGGCGCAGUGAUCUACAAUCUCUGGGUUUUUGUUUGCUCUUCUGGCUGACUGGCUCUCUGCCCUGGAGUCCCAUCACUCAAUCAGGCUCAGCUGUUUCUGCACAGAAAGACAAGUAUAUGGCUGAUGUUCCUGGAUUAAUGAAAUUCUGUUUUAAAAAGAAGAAAAUUUCAAGUGCAUUACAGAGCUACCUGUUCCAGGUGAUGAGCCUGCAUUACACCGAGAAGCCCAGUUACUCCGCGCUGAAACAGGAGCUUAACGAGGCUUUACAGGAUCUGGGUGGAUCUUUGAGAGAACCGCUGACUUUCUGAUAGAGAGCGUGAAGAGAGAUGGCGCUUGACUCAGAUUGCCUUGGAUUUUACAAUAAAUCAUUUGCUUUUAGAGGAAACUGGAUAAUUAUGAAUGAAUGAAUGAAUGAAUGAACCCUUUGUCAGUAGUCACAAGUACCAGCGAACUUAGCCGUCAACCUGUCCGCACAUAUACAUGCAUGCAUACAUACAUACAAUUGACACAGGGGUAGACAGGACAGGAAGACAGGGAUGAAAAAUACAGAAUAACAUGAGGGGAGAGGAGGAGAAAAAAAAAACAACCCCCACACUAUGCUUCUGUGGGAAGUACAGUGUGGGAACAUUAAAAACACACCUCAGCACAUAAACACAAAAAACACAGUACACUUUACAACAUGAAAGCUCGGGACUCGAGGGGGAAGGGAGUGAGGGAGGGCAAUCAUGGGGGGCAGAAGUAUAGGUAACCCAGCGCAAACGAGCAGUCCGGUCCUGCAGCCAGACGGCGCUUACCCACUUGUCACACUGGGGGUAAAAAAUUAUGAUGUUUGAAGUGCGUUCUAAUGUUUUACAUUACAUGGCUGUGACUACUGAGUUUGUGGUUAAAGCCAAGAUUUCACUUAGUUUCUCUUUUUUAAGCACCAUCACUGUUAGUAGUAGUUAGUAAUAAUUGUUUGUAAAAAUGUGUGGAUUUGACAAACUAUUUUAUUAAAAAUCGUGCUGUUA
Molecule: messenger RNA, 2249 nt
Organism: Neoarius graeffei (lesser salmon catfish)
Lineage: Eukaryota; Metazoa; Chordata; Actinopteri; Siluriformes; Ariidae
Gene: vrk3
Product: VRK serine/threonine kinase 3
Exons: 15
Coding region: 138-1550 (470 amino acids)
Biological process (GO): signal transduction; peptidyl-serine phosphorylation
Cellular component (GO): nucleus; cytoplasm
Molecular function (GO): ATP binding; protein serine/threonine kinase activity
Source: RefSeq, a predicted model, not a curated record